This is a messenger RNA of Closterium sp. Naga37s-1, 4653 nucleotides long. The record is from the annotation of a GenBank genome assembly. NCBI's taxonomy places the organism in Eukaryota, Viridiplantae, Streptophyta, Zygnematophyceae, Desmidiales, Closteriaceae.
AUGCACCUUACGCGAGUGCUAGCAGAGCUGUCGUCCAUGGGUCGCCUCGUGGUGGCCACGGGAGGGGGGGCUGUCACGCGCCCCGUCAACUGGCGCUACCUGUCCCACGGGGUCACGGCGCACCUCCACAUGCCCGAGGAGAGCACCUCACAGCCAGGCUCGGGUCGUGCCUCGUGGAGCUAUCUCUCUCACGGAGUCACAGUGCAUCUCGAUGUGCCCGUGGAGCACCUGCCAGCCAGGCCAGGCUCGAGCUAUCUGUCGCACGGGGUGACAGUGCAUCUGGACGUGCCCGUGGAGUAUCUGGCAGAGCGGGUCGUGGCGGUGGGCACGGCUGUGCGCCCGCUGCUCUCGCAAGCCACGCAGGGGGAGGGCGAGCAGGAGCAGGCAGCGCAUGAGAGCGAUGAGUACCACAAGGUGAGCGAUGAGUACCACAAGGUGAGCGAUGAGUACCACAAGGUGAGCGAUGAGUACCACAAGGUGAGCGAUGAGUACCACAAGGUGAGCGAUGAGUACCACAAGGUGAGCGAUGAGUACCACAAGGUGAGCGAUGAGUACCACAAGGUGAGCGAUGAGUACCACAAGGUGAGCGAUGAGUACCACAAGGUGAGCGAUGAGUACCACAAGGUGAGCGAUGAGUACCACAGGGUGAGCGAUGAGUACCACAAGGUGAGCGAUGAGUACCACAAGGUGAGCGAUGAGUACCACAAGGUGAGCGAUGAGUACCACAAGGUGAGCGAUGAGUACCACAAGGUGAGCGAUGAGUACCACAAGGUGAGCGAUGAGUACCACAAGGUGAGCGAUGAGUACCACAAGGUGAGCGAUGAGUACCACAAGGUGAGCGAUGAGUACCACAAGGUGAGCGAUGAGUACCACAAGGUGAGCGAUGAGUACCACAAGGUGAGCGAUGAGUACCACAAGGUGAGCGAUGAGUACCACAAGGUGAGCGAUGAGUACCACAAGGUGAGCGAUGAGUACCACAAGGUGAGCGAUGAGUACCACAAGGUGAGCGAUGAGUACCACAAGGUGAGCGAUGAGUACCACAAGGUGAGCGAUGAGUACCACAAGGUGAGCGAUGAGUACCACAAGGUGAGCGAUGAGUACCACAAGGUGAGCGAUGAGUACCACAAGGUGAGCGAUGAGUACCACAAGGUGAGCGAUGAGUACCACAAGGUGAGCGAUGAGUACCACAAGGUGAGCGAUGAGUACCACAAGGUGAGCGAUGAGUACCACAAGGUGAGCGAUGAGUACCACAAGGUGAGCGAUGAGUACCACAAGGUGAGCGAUGAGUACCACAAGGUGAGCGAUGAGUACCACAAGGUGAGCGAUGAGUACCACAAGGUGAGCGAUGAGUACCACAAGGUGAGCGAUGAGUACCAGGUGAGCAGUGAGUUACCACAAGGAAGUGGGGGUGGAGAGCAGCAGGCAGCGCAUGAAAGCGAUGAGUACAGCAAGGUGAGCGUUUCUUUCGUGGGGCUCUGCAUGGCUGUGCUGGCACUGGCACUGCAACAGUGGAAGCCUGUUCACCCUGACUGUCUGAGGACGUGGAAGCAAGGGGUCCUGCUACAGACGUUGACACGCCUGGCUGGGCUAUUAGGGGAGCGCAAAGCACUCUACAGCAAUGCCGAUACCACCAUCUCCCUGCAAGGUGCGCUCUCUCCCCAACCUCUCCUCUCUCCAACAACCCCCACUCAACCCCCAGUCUCCCCUACCCUAACCACUUCUCUUAACCCCCUCACCCUUCCCUCCUCUCACCCCUCUGCCGUUCACCCUGCCAUCCAUCACUUGACAUCUGCUCCACCGCUCCACCGCUCCACUGCACACCACCCUUUGCUUCCACCGCACACCACCCCUUUGCUUCCACCGCACACCACCCCUUUGCUUCCACCGCACACCACCCCUUUGCUUCCACCGCACACCACCCCUUUGCUUCCACCGCACACCACCCCUUUGCUUCCACCGCACACCGCCCCUUUGCUUCCACCGCACACCACCCCUUUGCUUCCACCGCACACCGCCCCUUUGCUUCCACCGCACACCGCCCCUUUGCUUCCACCGCACACCACCCCUUUGCUUCCACCGCACACCGCCCCUUUGCUUCCACCGCACACCGCCCCUUUGCUUCCACCGCACACCACCCCUUUGCUUCCACCGCACACCGCCCCUUUGCUUCCACCGCACACCACCCCUUUGCUUCCACCGCACACCGCCCCUUUUCUUCCACCGCACACCACCCCUUUGCUUCCACCGCACACCGCCCCUUUGCUUCCACCGCACACCACCCCUUUGCUUCCACCGCACACCGCCCCUUUGCUUCCACCGCACACCACCCCUUUGCUUCCACCGCACACCGCCCCUUUGCUUCCACCGCACACCACCCCUUUGCUUCCACCGCACACCGCCCCUUUUCUUCCACCGCACACCACCCCUUUGCUUCCACCGCACACCGCCCCUUUGCUUCCACCGCACACCACCCCUUUGCUUCCACCGCACACCGCCCCUUUGCUUCCACCGCACACCACCCCUUUGCUUCCACCGCACACCGCCCCUUUGCUUCCACCGCACACCGCCCCUUUGCUUCCACCGCACACCACCCCUUUGCUUCCACCGCACACCGCCCCUUUGCUUCCACCGCACACCGCCCCUUUGCUUCCACCGCACACCACCCCUUUGCUUCCACCGCACACCGCCCCUUUGCUUCCACCGCACACCACCCCUUUGCUUCCACCGCACACCGCCCCUUUUCUUCCACCGCACACCACCCCUUUGCUUCCACCGCACACCGCCCCUUUGCUUCCACCGCACACCACCCCUUUGCUUCCACCGCACACCGCCCCUUUUCUUCCACCGCACACCACCCCUUUGCUUCCACCGCACACCGCCCCUUUGCUUCCACCGCACACCACCCCUUUGCUUCCACCGCACACCGCCCCUUUGCUUCCACCGCACACCACCCCUUUGCUUCCACCGCACACCGCCCCUUUGCUUCCACCGCACACCGCCCCUUUGCUUCCACCGCACACCACCCCUUUGCUUCCACCGCACACCGCCCCUUUGCUUCCACCGCACACCGCCCCUUUGCUUCCACCGCACACCACCCCUUUGCUUCCACCGCACACCGCCCCUUUGCUUCCACCGCACACCACCCCUUUGCUUCCACCGCACACCGCCCCUUUUCUUCCACCGCACACCACCCCUUUGCUUCCACCGCACACCGCCCCUUUGCUUCCACCGCACACCACCCCUUUGCUUCCACCGCACACCGCCCCUUUUCUUCCACCGCACACCACCCCUUUGCUUCCACCGCACACCGCCCCUUUGCUUCCACCGCACACCACCCCUUUGCUUCCACCGCACACCGCCCCUUUGCUUCCACCGCACACCGCCCCUUUGCUUCCACCGCACACCACCCCUUUGCUUCCACCGCACACCGCCCCUUUGCUUCCACCGCACACCACCCCUUUGCUUCCACCGCACACCGCCCCUUUUCUUCCACCGCACACCACCCCUUUGCUUCCACCGCACACCGCCCCUUUGCUUCCACCGCACACCACCCCUUUGCUUCCACCGCACACCGCCCCUUUUCUUCCACCGCACACCACCCCUUUGCUUCCACCGCACACCGCCCCUUUGCUUCCACCGCACACCACCCCUUUGCUUCCACCGCACACCGCCCCUUUGCUUCCACCGCACACCACCCCUUUGCUUCCACCGCACACCGCCCCUUUGCUUCCACCGCACACCGCCCCUUUGCUUCCACCGCACACCACCCCUUUGCUUCCACCGCACACCGCCCCUUUGCUUCCACCGCACACCGCCCCUUUGCUUCCACCGCACACCACCCCUUUGCUUCCACCGCACACCGCCCCUUUGCUUCCACCGCACACCGCCCCUUUGCUUCCACCGCACACCGCCCCUUUGCUUCCACCGCACACCACCCCUUUGCUUCCACCGCACACCGCCCCUUUUCUUCCACCGCACACCACCCCUUUGCUUCCACCGCACACCGCCCCUUUGCUUCCACCGCACACCACCCCUUUGCUUCCACCGCACACCGCCCCUUUGCUUCCACCGCACACCACCCCUUUGCUUCCACCGCACACCGCCCCUUUGCUUCCACCGCACACCGCCCCUUUGCUUCCACCGCACACCGCCCCUUUGCUUCCACCGCACACCGCCCCUUUGCUUCCACCGCACACCGCCCCUUUGCUUCCACCGCACACCACCCCUUUGCUUCCACCGCACACCGCCCCUUUGCUUCCACCGCACACCACCCCUUUGCUUCCACCGCACACCGCCCCUUUGCUUCCACCGCACACCACCCCUUUGCUUCCACCGCACACCGCCCCUUUGCUUCCACCGCACACCGCCCCUUUGCUUCCACCGCACACCACCCCUUUGCUUCCACCGCACACCGCCCCUUUGCUUCCACCGCACACCGCCCCUUUGCUUCCACCGCACACCACCCCUUUGCUUCCACCGCACACCGCCCCUUGCUGGUCGUUUGUGUUGUUGAUGCAAGUGGCGAUGCGCUCUGCCUCACAGGUGGACCAGGUCACACCCACACACAUCGCUCUUGAGAUCUUGGAGCGGUUGGAGCAGAUGGUGGCGGAGAGGCAGGCCAGAGACGCUGCCCUCAGAGCCAAGGCAGCCUAG